AUGGGAUCAUUGUCACCACCCUCUCAAUCACCACCUUACCAGACCUACAACCUUCAUCCUGCCAAUUGGGAGGAUGACCCCGAGGUUGAACGCCGACCUGUGGGCGUAUUGGAUUACUUUAUGCCGCAGACGUACAACAACUAUGCCUUGUUCUUCCGGUUCUCUUCUCCAGCUGCUGUCACAGAGGAGGAUAAAAUCCGGGUUGUUGAGACCUUGAAGGCGGGGUUUGAGCACAUGUUUUCUCAGGUCCGGCAUCUGGUUGGGAGACUUGAGAGAAACCCUGAGAAACCAGGCGAGCUGCAGUAUGUGAGGAGGAAGGGGGACACGGUCAGGUUUGAUGUUCAGCAUCUUGGCUCGGAGGAGGCAGCAGAUGGGAAGAAGUACCCGAGUAUGGACGAGUUGGAGGAGAAGCACUUUAGGGGUGUGUUGUUGGGGGAUUUGAAGGUUUGGAGUAUUCCUGGCAUGACCUACGGCUGCCACCCUCCAGCCCACCCAUCCAACAACCCCGUCAUCUCAGCCUACAAGCUCAACUUCAUCCGGGGAGGCUUCAUCUUGAACAUGCACCACCACCACUUCGCCAACGACGUCAUCGGCUGGGUAGGUUACACGACCCAGCUCUCCAAGAUCUGCCAAGCCCUGUCUCGCUCUAGGCCUAUACCCCCCUUCCCCCUCAGCUGCCUGGACAACUCAGCUCUCAACCCGCCCUCAAACACCCCCCCAUCAUCAGACAAACCGAUCAAACCCCAGGUGUACAACCCCCCUGACCCAACCAAGAAAGGCGUCUCACUGCUAUUCCACCUCCCCGCCUCCAAAGCCGCAGCAUUGAAAUCCCUCGCCUCAUCCGACCUGUCCAGCUCCCACCCCAACGCAUGGAUCUCAACCUUUGACAGCCUCGCCGCCUUGCUCCUCCGCAGUUUCAUACGGCUCUCCCCCCUCGACCUCGACCCAGCUACCGUCCCGUUUUAUACGCACACUAUCAACCUCCGCCCGAGGCUGUCACCCCCUUUGCAUCCAGGGCACCAGUUCAAUUGCAUCGGCUGCCCUCUCUCAGUUUCCCCGCCGGCAGGGGUGGUGCAGCCGACGGUGGGGGAUAUUGUCAGUGGUUGGAGUUUGGGGAGGUUGGCGUUGUAUGUAAGGGAGAUGACGCAGGGGAUUGUCACGUUGGAGAAUGGGGUUUUGGAUGGGAUGAUACGGGAGAUGGGGAAGGCGGUGGAUAAGGUGGGACUGAGUAUCAGGUUGGAUGAAUUACCGGAGGGAGGGGUGUAUAUUACUGAUCAUAGGGAUGUUGGGGGGUUGCUUGGAGGGGAUUGGGGGUUUGGAAAGGGGCGGAGGACGAAGUUGGUGGCGUAUAGGCAUUUGGUGGAUAGCAUUGACCAGGGGGGGGUUGUGGUUUACCCUUCGAGAGCGGGAGUAAAAGGGGAUGAGGAGGAGGGGAUUGAGUUUGUGGUUUUUGCUGGGGGAAGUGAGGAGGUGGCGUUGGGGAGGUUGGCGGGGGAUAGGGAAUGGGGGGAGUGGUUUGAGUUUAGGGGGUUAGAUGGGGUUGAUUUGAGGGGUAGGUGA
Molecule: messenger RNA, 1560 nt
Organism: Podospora pseudopauciseta
Lineage: Eukaryota; Fungi; Ascomycota; Sordariomycetes; Sordariales; Podosporaceae
Exons: 2
Coding region: 1-1560 (519 amino acids)
Source: RefSeq, a predicted model, not a curated record